This is a messenger RNA of Sphaeramia orbicularis (orbiculate cardinalfish), 2193 nucleotides long. RefSeq lists its product as uncharacterized. Gene Ontology annotation, biological process: receptor guanylyl cyclase signaling pathway; intracellular signal transduction; cGMP biosynthetic process. NCBI's taxonomy places the organism in Eukaryota, Metazoa, Chordata, Actinopteri, Kurtiformes, Apogonidae. Gene Ontology annotation, molecular function: adenylate cyclase activity; peptide receptor activity; guanylate cyclase activity. The coding region runs from base 1 to 2193 and encodes 730 amino acids. The record is from RefSeq and is a predicted model, not a curated record. Gene Ontology annotation, cellular component: plasma membrane. The transcript has 8 exons.
AUGUCAUCCCUGGACCUGAUGAAAAAGCAGGGCUGGACCUCUGGGACCCUGUCCUCGGCUUCUGUCAAAAGGAGGAUCCUGAAGAACCGGAACCGGAGGGUCGGACCCAAGACACCGGAGCCGCGCGAGGACAGCGACUGUCACCUGUGCAGGUGUUCUGGACUGUCACUGACCGGCAGUAGUCGUACCGUCCGUCGGAUUCUGACCGCCUGCCUUCUGUCUUUCCUGGCCCUGCUCGGCUCUGUUUCCAUUGACCUCAGUGCCAACUUUGACCUGUUGCGCACCACGGAAACCGCUUACGAUGAGCUGACCUCAUGCAGAACUAUAGCGCUCCUGCAACUCGUCAGCAAACUUCAACAGAUGAGGCGUUUACUUACAAAAGACGCAGAGAACGAGACGGUCGAGGAGAGUUCAUCUGAAGUGGUGGUUCCUGCGCUCGGUCAUCUCUGCGCCAACAUGUUGGGCCACAGUAACGAUCACGGGAUGUCCUGCGCUGCGGAAAUGGCAGGUUUUUGCCAAGAGAUCCGAAGGAACAUUACAGAGUGUCUGAAUGCUUCAUGGGAGGUGAACGGCAUCAGUGAAAAUGCGACUUCUGUUUUCUCGUGGGCCAUUUCCAGACUUUUGGACAUGUGGGGGACCGUACAAGACACUCUGUCCAAAGUCAAACAAAACCCAGACUGGACAGAUGUACUGUCCGCAAGACUUUUGAUGAUCUUCAUUGAACUGAACCACCAGCUGAUAGACUGCCCCCAUGCUGCAGCUCACCCGGACCUCCAGUACCAAUGGACCCAUACCCUAAACUACCUGGGCUUCGCCAGGGUUUUGUCUGAACGACUGAAUGACUGCUGGUCCGAGAACAUAGACCUCAAAUUCAACAUCUCCCAGGAUGCCGGACAGUUGGAUAUUUUAAACAUGAGGCCCUGGCAGUUCUCUGGGACUGACCUCCUGUCCGGGUCUUCCACUGGAGUCCAAGCUUUGACCAGUACCCAUCAGUGCCUGUUUGCCCGGGCGGUGCCUGCUCUCAGGUUGGCAUCGCGGUCCAUGUCGUCCAGCCUCAGUAUGAGGAUCUGUCUGCUGGCCAUAGCGUGUCUCAUCUACCCAGUGGUGAUGUUUUCUUUCAAGCAGAUGACUGAGUGGAUUCAGAACUAUGCCCAGAGCUUGAAGGAGAAGACCGCCGACCUGAAGCGACAGCGACAGCUGGCCGAGGAUCUGCUUCAUCAAAUGCUGCCCAAGUCAGUCGCCAAACAGCUGCGACAGCAGAAACAUGUGGAGGCUGAGAGCUACGAAAAGGUGACCAUCUUCUUCUCGGACAUCGUGGGCUUCACCUCCAUCUCGGCCUCCUGCACUCCUCUGCAGGUGGUGGAGAUGCUCAACAACCUCUACAUGUGCUUCGACACACGCAUUGACUUCUACGACGUCUACAAGGUGGAGACCAUCGGAGACGCCUACAUGGUGGUGAGCGGUCUGCCUGAGCGCAACGGAGACCGCCACGCUGACGAGAUCGCAAAGAUGGCUCUGGACCUGGUGGCGGCGGUCCGACAGGUGUCCAUCCCACAUAUGCCCGAACAGAGGCUGCAGCUGAGAGCGGGCAUCCACACAGGUCCGUGUGUUGCCGGAAUAGUUGGAUAUAAAAUGCCCAGAUACUGUCUGUUUGGAGACACCGUCAACACAGCCUCAAGGAUGGAGUCCACCAGCCUACCUCAGAAAAUUCACACCAGUUCUGAGACCUACUUGGCCCUGAUGAAAGAUAACGCCUACGAGCUGCAGCUGCGCGGAGAGAUCGAGGUUAAGGGUAAAGGUAAGAUGAACACAUACUGGCUGGUCGGACAUAAGAACUACAGCGUUCAGAACGACAGUCUGGUUUGUCACUGGAAUCCAAACAUGGCCAAGAAGAAGAAGAAGACGUUAGCGGGCGCCACCGUCUCUGCCGACAACUCGUCGGUGACGGUGCAGAGCCUCAGUGACACCACCCCCACCCCUCUGUCCCUCCCCUCCUCCACUCAAACUCCCCCCCGGCCCUGUUCGGACCGGCUCAGCCCCAGUGUGGAGCUGUACGGGGGCAGCUACGGGACCCUGGGCUCCAUGGUGGGGGGUCUGCAGGGGGGAGACGAGAGCCCUCUACCCGACAGACGAAGGAUGAGCGCCGGGAACGACCCUGAGCAGCUGCCUCCCGGGUCUAAAGCCCACCAGUAA